GCAGAGGCAGCUGGGGCUCCACACUAGGUCCUCAGGUGCUGCUAUCCAUCAAGCCUUUUCAUGCACUGAGAACCACCUCUGUUGCCCCUUCCUUCUGUCUCCAACCACUUCCAAACCAUCCCACCUCCUGUCCAACUGAAUACAUCUCAACUGUACGCCACCAUGUCCCUCAACGGUUCAUUUCCUAACAACAAUAAUCACACACAUAUGGAUAUCCAGCUGGCCUCCUCUUGCAGGAUGAUGGACAAAACUCAUCCACAGAGCAACAAUCACAGAAAAGACAAUGCAGUCAAAGCUGAAGCCAGUUCAGGUCAUUCAAACCCCAUCAAAACUCUCAGGACUCACAAUGAGCUUCACAAAGAACUGUUACUGGCCCACAAGAGGGGUCUGGCACUGAGCAGCAGAUCAGAACUUCAGCAGGUGCUGGAGAGAAGGAAGAGGGUGCAGAGUGACCAGGAAGAGGAGGGACAGAGCAGGACUCCUCUGGAGGAUGUGCUCCUGAGACGUCAGCAGAAACAACUUGAGAGGGAGAAGGAACAGGAGGAGAGGGUACGAGAGGAAGCCCAGUUGAUGGAGUUUGUUAGAGUCCGACAGAACCUCAGAAAGAUCCACUCAGUCAUCCAGAACAAGGCUGCAAAUUUCUGAAAUACUAUAGAAGAAUGCACCCAAAAUGUGUAAUGAACUCUGGUCUAAUAUGUCUUCAUUCAAAAUCUGCUGUUUAUUUAAUAGUUGAUAUUAAAUCCAUGCAAUAGAUUUACUACAGAUUAGAUAGACAGAUACACAUAUACUUAUGGAAACAGUGUGCUUUUAUAGCUAUGCAAAGAAGUGGCAUUAGUCCUAAGUAUUUUUGCUUGAUGUAGUAGCUGUUACUUAUCGGUAGUAUGUUGUGAAAAGCAGUAUGAUCUCUUUUAACUUGUUAACAUCAUUAUUGUGAAAGUAUGUCAAACAUUUGUUCAUAAUUUAUUAUUUAUUUUCUAUUCAAAUGCCAGAGUGAGACAGAAAAAAUCUGCUGAUACCUUGAGAUAAUACUUUGAAACUAUACUUUAGGUUACAUGCUAUACCCAAAAUAUUACGGGUAGCUUUUCAAAACCACCAGAAAAUAUGGCAGGGAGAAGAAUAAAUAUGAUUUCAUAAAAAUUAACAGGAGACACAAGACAGAGGGCUCUUUCACUGCACUGCACAGACACAAAUGCAAGCUAAAUCUCAAGUCGCAAGCACAAAUGGGCAUCAGCAGCAAAUUUAGCACUUUUGGUGACCACAGGUGCCGGUACAAACCAGGCACAGCUGGGCACAACAGAGAAGAGAGGCCGAAUACAUUAUUAGUUGAAGGAAUACAGAAUCAGCAGGUGGAGUGAGGACAUUUUCAGUAAUAACCAAUCAGGAGCACUCCUCUCACACCUUUAAAAGCAGCAAUAGUGAAAACAGAGGGAGAGAGAGAAAAAACUUGUUGACUUGAACUUAUAUAUCCAGAACAUAACGUCACAGUGAGGUUGGCUUUUAACUUCUGGAUAUAAAAUGUUAUUACUUUCCAUUUCAUCCCAUUAGACAUGGUGUGAAAUUUUAUAAUAAUUAGAGCAUAAAUUCUUGAACUGUGGCCAUGACAUGUUCUGCCGUGUCACAGUGACCUUGACCUUUGACCUUUGACCACUAAUUCUAAUUACUUCAUCCUUGAGUCCAAGGGAACAUUUGUGCCAAAUUUGAAAUUCCCUCCGGGUGUUCUGGAGAUAUUGCGUUCAUGAGAAUAGGACGGACGAGCAAACUGUAAACAUAGCACCUCCAGCCAUGGCUGACACCAACACAAAGGCAUAACAGCAAAAUCAUAGCUUUUUGGUAUGUCACGUCAGCUCUAUGUUCACAGAAGCAAAAACAAAACUGUCAAAUAAAGAACCCCAGCCUCACUGAGAAACAUGGAGGAGCCUCAGUCAUAUUAUGGGGUUGAAUCUGUGGAGGGCAAAAUGAAAUCAGAGGGUUAUCAAGGCAGUCUGGAGUGAAACAUACUGCCCAGCAUCACAGAGCUCUGUCUCAGCUGCAGGUCAUCCAGCAGGAUAAUGACCCAAAACAUCCAUCUAAAAGCAGCUAUGAAUGGAUGGGAAGAAAACAUUGGACUGUUCUGAAGUGGCCUGCCAUCAGUCCUGAUCUUAAUCCAACUGAAACUCGCAGCUGGGAGAAGGCACCCAUCCGAUCAAUAGUCAUUGUCUGUUUCAGAGAAAAUUGUGGGUUUUUUGUUUUCAUUUUUUUUUAAGUAGAAGGGCACCAAGGUCUGUAAAGUAUAUUUUUAAUUAUGUUGUGAAGUAACUAUAAGGUAUUUAUCAUAAUGCAGUCAUGUUGUAUUGAAAGUCUUGUGAAAUAGAUUUAAUA
Lates calcarifer (barramundi perch) is the source of this 2358-nucleotide messenger RNA. Its product is annotated as protein FAM107B. Gene Ontology annotation, biological process: actin filament polymerization; actin filament bundle assembly; regulation of actin cytoskeleton organization. The record is from RefSeq and is a predicted model, not a curated record. Gene Ontology annotation, cellular component: stress fiber; synapse; neuron projection. The transcript has 4 exons. Bases 163 to 645 code for a protein of 160 amino acids. Lineage: Eukaryota; Metazoa; Chordata; Actinopteri; Centropomidae.